CACCGUGGUUCCUACUGUUCUUCCACGCAGCUGCGAGCAUGUUGGAAGGUCUAGCGGCGUGGGUACUCAACACCUAUGUUGGUGGUUAUGUCGAGAACCUCAACACGCACCAGUUGUCAAUUGGGUUGCUUCGAGGCCAAGUUGAAUUGGAAAACCUUCCACUCAAGAAAGAUGCGUUUCGACAUUUGCUGCUGCCGCUGGAAAUCAAAGCGGGUUUUAUCGGCAAGCUGAGUCUGAAAAUCCCAGUGACCAGGCUGCGCAGCGAACCCUGGCUAAUCACCAUUGAACAACUGUACAUAGUUAUCGGUCCAGUCUCUCUUGAUGAUUAUGACGAAGUGCGUGAAGAUCAAGUGUUACAGAAUACCAAAAUUUCCAAACUGGAUGCCAUGGAAGCCAAGUGGAAGGCCAGUUACGAAUCAAAGCAAGAACCUUCGUACUAUGCAUAUUCCUAUGCAGCGUGGUUGACUUGUGGCACAUCUGUUAUGAGCAAUAUAAUCAAAAACUUGCAGUUUAAAAUCAAAGACAUCCACAUCAGGUAUGAGGAUGAUUGUACGGAUCCUCAAAACCCAUUUGCCUGUGGUGUCACCAUCCAGACUCUCUCUUCGCAGGCAGCUGCAGCGGACGAGGCUCCUGCACAGGGGCCUGUAUCUGGGGCUGCAGACGACGUAGCCCACCAGUCAGUGCAGCUCAGUGGCUUUGCAGUCUACUGGGACAGUGAUGUGACCCUCCUGGGAGGCCUGGACAUCCUCGCAAUGGCGGAAGCCAUGAAGAAGCAGCAGACACAUGCCUUGAGCACUGCACGGACCGUGAGGCCCCACUCGUACCUGUUGGCCACCACGAGCUUCCAGGCACAGAUCUCACGGAACUGUUCACCGCAGCCGCUCAGGGUUCGGUCCAAGCCACGGCUUACCUGCAACUUGCAGCUGGACAAGUUCAGCAUCACACUCAACGAAGAACAGUACCGGCAGAUGGUGUUUUGCUUCAGGGAACUGGAGAGGAUCAACGUGUCCUGGAAGUACAGGCGGUGGCGACCGUCUGUCGGGAUCAAUGGAAAUGCAAGCCUGUGGUGGCAAUAUGCCUCACAAGCCCACAUUCAUCACCUGACCAAGAAGCGCAGCCAAGCCACUUGGGAGUUUGCUCUUCAGCGCGCCAAGGACGUGAAAAGAUACGUCGACGUCUACCACUGCCAUCUCGCAAAGCCAGAGUGCCUCACUACUGAAAUGCAGAAAGAGAAAAAUGCACUGGAACAACAGCUGGAGUUUGAAACGCUGCUGUCUCUACGGGAGCUAGUCAUACAGAAAGUACGCAGAGAGCAGUCAUCCUGGCCUUCUGAGCCCCGGGGUCAGGGCGUUCUGCAGUACUGGUUCCCCGGCUGGACUGGCUGGUACACGAAGCAGGACGAAGCGUCGCAGCCACCUUCAGCCGAAGUGACUGAGGACGAGGCAUCGGACAUCGACGAUGCUUCAUCCAUCAGCACAUCGCUGACAACCAGAUUGGAAGAGGAGAUCCUCGAUGCUUUGGACAGCGUCGACCGGGACACAUUCCUGAUGCGAGAUGCUGUGUUUGCUAGGGUCUGCUUCUCACUCAGUCAGUGUGGGCUUACACUGGUUGGGCGACAUCGGGUUGCACCAAACAUGGGAGCCGGGGACGAGGUCAUGCAGCCUUUGGUGGAGCUUCGCUUCGCUGAGGUCACCGUCGACGUGGAGAGCCGGCCGCGGCUGGGAUCAUUCCUCUUUGCAGCUCGGCUCGGCUCGUUGCAUCUGCAGGACCGCACUGCACCCAAUUCAGCCUACCCGUACAUGCUGUCUCCUCAUGCUGUUGAACAAGUGCACAUGUUCCCCAAGGCUCUGCCUCUUGAUGGGACCAAGACACAGCCUUCCAUUUUCAAGUUUCUGCCUUUCACGUCGCCGUCAGCUGCUCCCUUUGGAAUUUCAUUGAUGCACAGUCAGAAGACGGACUUCCCCAGUGUUCCACUCUUCGAGCUCACUUACGAGAAAAAGCCUCUGGGAUCCAACGCUGAUCACAGCCUAACAGUGAAUACCCAGUCCCUGGACGUGGUGUACAAUCCGUCCACAAUCCGGACGGUGAAGCAGUUCUUCACGCUGUUCAACUACGAAGGCUCCUCGUCAUCCGGUGGUCCCCUCAACCUGUCGGCGGCAGCUCGCACCCGCUACGAGAUGUUCAAGAAGCACACCAAGGAGGAGCUGCGCCACCACUGGGACCUCAUGCUCGAAGGGGAAGAGAGCACUUUGCAGAUUGCGAAAUGGGACAUCCACAUGGACAUCUGUGCACCGCAAAUCAUUGUUCCCGAGAGUUUCACAGAUCACACCUCUGCCACGGUGCUUAUCGACUUGGGACGUGUGCAAUUCUCAAAUUCAUCGGCACCACCGGAGGCGUCUUGUGCCAAUGUAGAAGACAUAUCAGAUGACGAGGCUGACUUCAAAACACCAUGCUCUUCACCACCUGGGCAAGAGGAGCUUGAAACUGUGGUCUCAAGUCCAGUGAAGGAGACUGCAAUGUCUGAUGCAGACAUAUACAGCCAUAUGUACAAAAAGUACACGUUGAACCUGCAAGACAUGCAGGUGCUCAUUGGCAGUGGCAAGGACAGCUGGAAGUUUGCACAGUCGAAGGGAACCAGCCGAAUGCACGUCCUGGACAGGUUCUCGAUAACCAUUCAAGUCGAACGGCGUCUUCUGGCGACCGACGACCCUCACUGGCCCAGUGUAAUUCUGAACAUGAAGCUCCCCAGGCUCACUGCCCAUGUAAAUGAGCAGAAGGUUCAUGCCAUGCAAAUGUGUUUGUCAAGGCUAAGAGAAAGCACUUCAACACGACCUGCUGGCUGGUCUUCUCAGGGCCCCUCUUCACCCUGUGCGUCGGCUAUAGAUCUCGACAAAGCAUUUCAGCAGGAAGGGAUGAGUGAAGGUUCUUUUGCAAACAGAUCCAAGGAGUCUCAUGAUACAUCGCUGCUGCUGGUAGCACAGUGUUCCAUCGAGCAAAUGUGUCUAGAAGUUCAGAGCCGAGGUAGAUGCAUUGCAGAGCUUCAGGUGUCAGGCAUCCAUGCAACGUUUUCCAAGACUCCCCACGAUCUGUCCGUCACCAUGUCUGUGCAUGGGCUUCUCCUGGUGGAUGCCUUGCAGACAUAUGGGCCUGACUUUGAGUUGCUUGUAGCUUCUCACAAGCAUGUCAGCAUGGACAGCCGGAGCGGCAGCAUCAGGGACAGUGAUCCCAACUCGCCAAUGUCUCCGUCAACUCCUCCUCUGCUAGCCAUGCACACAGCUGCGCCCCCUAUGCAGACCAUAGCAGUGCCAAAGGUCCUUUCGGCCAUCCUGUCCACCUUGCAGUCAUCACCACCGAAAGUGCUGAUGGACAGACAACGCAUCUCACCCAUUGGAAUGCUGGAUGCCCACGAGGCAGAUGCCCUGAUCAAUGUGGAAAUCUCCAUACUGAACGUUCCGAGUACCAGCACAAAUGAUGCAUCCGAGCAGCUGUUCAUUGCAGCUGUUCAGUUCAACAACCUGGAUGUGAUCGCAAACCAAGAGACUAUUGUCGAGCUGGUAAAUUUCGCUCGUUGUCUGAGCCCAUACGAAGCAGUGAAGGUGCCCUCCAAGACGAUCUCAACGGCGGGCAGAUUGAGCAUGUCAUCUCAAGUCGAUCUCAGCCCUUCAUUCCAGGCAACGCCAAACCACAUCAGCAGCUUGCAGCUGACGUUUGACUUUCAUCGCUUCAAUGUGCUGCUGUUGCGUGCUGUGAGUAAGAAGGGCAGUGUGUCGGGCCAGAAGGUGGCCACGGCGACUGUCAGCGGGGCGAGGAUACAAGCAUCUAUAGGAUCAUCGCUUGAGAUUCAGGGUACCUUGGGCGGCCUUCAGGUGUGUGACCUAAUUUCUGAGAAGACUCUGCACCGAAGAAUCGUUAGCAUGGGCAGUGACCCGCACCUCGGGCAUGGCUUACACUACCUGCUGGGAAAGCAUCACCAUGCGGAACUCUACGGUUCACUUCCACUGGCUGGCCAGGACUCCGCGAACACCGAGAAAGCGUUUGAGUUCACCAUCAAGCGCUACGGGGCUCAGAGCAAACAGACCGAGUCCGAGUGCCUCGAGGUCGUGGCGCGCAUGGCAUCCGUCUGCUACACGCACUCGCCGUUGCUGCUGCACGAGCUAGCGUCCUGUGCGGUGGAGUUCAAGCAUUGCAUCUCCAUGCUCGCCCAGUCUAUCAAGAAUGCUGCCACCGAGGUGGCGCUCGGCAUUGUGAACUUGCCGGCACAAAGCAUGGCAUUCUCGUUCCACGUUUGCCCACCGGACAGCGUAACGACUCCCACUCUGCAAAGGGAGAUUUCGUUGAACGAACCAUCUGAUGUGCAGGCUGCCCUGCCGCUGGAUGUGAAGCUUGACAUCCUCCUACAGACGCCAGUGAUCGUGCUUCCAUGUAGCCCCUCCAGCCGCGACGUGCUGGUCGCCCACCUGGGUCGCAUCUCACUGCAGAACACGAACUCGUCUGUGCUGCAGUCGGCACAGUUUGCAUUCAACUCGUGCGACCCGCACAAGGCGGGCCUGUUCUUCGUUCAGUUCAGGGACGUGAACCUGUACUCGCUGAACAUCGACGAGAACCUCGCGGCUGUGUCGGGAAAGACGGGCCCCGCCGUCGACUUGCCACCGGCCGAUUCACUGCCAGUCGUGGACCUGUACAGCUGCCAGUCUCAUGGCCGUCCCAUUCUGCACGACACGAUAAUCGAGUUCACUGUUCAGUACAAGCAGCCACUGGAGGAACUGGACAUUGGGUGGUUCAGCGAAGACCAGGGAAAUGUGGGUGACACCUCGGUACAACCAAAGACACAGCCCACCCUUGAGGUCUCUGGAACUGUUAUAAAUGUCCUCAAGUUUGCAGUGACGAAGUAUCAGUAUGAGCUACUGCUGCAGUCAACUAAGAACAUGACAUACUGCAAGGAUAUUGGCAGUGAAGAAGAUGACAUGGCGGAAUCUCUCCACAUCUCUUCAUCUUGGGAUGAAUUGGCGUCGAAGGACUUGCACUGUGAACGUGAAAGGCCACAGCAGAGCCUCGUCAACGUCGUUGAAGAUGGCUCAAGGCAGAUGGCAUUCAACUACCACGUCAACUUCGUGCUGCCAGAGCUCGUCAUCAACAUCUGCUCUGACCUGUGCAAUGACAAGCAAGACCUUGUUGCCUUGUCCUUCCAAGAAUUUGUUGUGAACUAUGAGCAAGACAGUCCAUAUGAGACUUUGGUUCAGCUGGCUCUAAAAGGCGUUAUCAUGGAAGACCUUGUCGAGAGCCCCGAAUCCAGCCAUCGCUACUUGAUUCGCUCGAGUAACCCUGAGGAAGAAGCUGGGGACUCCAAAGACGUUAGGCCGCCCAAGUCGGAUUUCAUCUCAUUUUCCUGCCCUGACAUGACGUACCACAUUCCGACUAUUCCAGCCCACCCAUCUCUUCCCGACAGGCUCUGCACUCAGAAUGUCUUCCAGGCACAUCUGAAGAAGAGCAAACCCUCAGAGCAUGCAAAGAAGAGGGGCCAGUGUAGCAGCGUGUGUGCGUCACCAUCCACUCCACCUCCGUCACCAUGUGGUUCUACCACCCCUUCGCUCCUGCUGGCACAAGCGGACACCCUCAUGCACAUCAACGUGCAUCUCAUCGACAGACACUGCCCAGAUUUCGCUUCGAAACACAACAGCGUGAGCAAGGCUGUGACUGUUGAUGUGAACAGCCUGGAGGUGGUGAUCAACUCCCAAACUUGGGUGAUGGUGCUUGACUUUCUUGGCUUGGCCGCCGAUCUUCCUGAAGAGACGAGGCCCAUUUCGAGGCAGGACUCUCUGCUCAGAGAAGAUUUGGAAGUAGAGCAAGAGCACCAGGCAGAUGUCGACAACACAGAACUGGAAGUGAACAUCCGCAACUUCAUUGUGACGCUGAACAAGCCGACGUACGAGCUGGCCAGAGCCACGGUGAGCAGCUUCUCGAGCCACCUGUCAUUGAGAGAUUCUAACAUCACGCUGCAAGCGAGUCUGGGCAAGAUAUGCGUCCUGGACCUUACGGAGCACGGUCAGCUGUACCGGGAGCGUUUCAUCACGGCUGGUUCAGAGGCGCUGCACUUUACCGUGUUCAAGUAUGGGACUCUAGACCCGAACCUUCAGAGAGACUGCGACAUCAAGGUCAAGUGCGAGAUGUCCUCAGUUCAUGUGGUCCACACACAGCGGUUCCUUACUGAGGUCACCGACUUCUUUGCUGACUUUAGUGACCUUCAGAUGCUCCUGAAAGCUGCGACAGCUGGCAAUAAGAUGAAUCUGGAGGCGUAUAGGGCACCCAGGGUUCAGCUGGAAGUGACAGCUGCCUCACCGGUGAUUGUAGUGCCCCAGUCGUACAGGAGCUUCGACGUACUUGUUGCCAACCUGGGGAACCUGAACAUCACCACGACGUUCCGCUUCACGGGAGAGGGGAAGAGCGCGGCUUCCUCGCGACGUGCUUCACUCGAGACUUCACAACUGGAACCGGUCAGGAAGGGCUGCACUGUGAUCAGUGCUGAAGAAGUUAUGAAAGUGCUGGAUGACCUGGAUGAUGAAAAGUGCCUUCUUCAAGUCAUGGAUGUGGAGCUGGUGGACAUGGACGUCUAUUCCGGUGUGUGUGUGCCCGCUUGCCAGGCUCUGCCCGUGAACCAUCCCGAGGGCUCAUACACCGUCCAGUUUCCGUCCAUCUUCAUCAAAAAGAAUGGUGGCCCUCUGCUGAAGCGCACGCUGAUGUUGCAUCUGCUGGUUGAGAAAAACCUCGACUCUGCUUUCAACCACACGGUGCCGGACUGGACAGUCGAAGGAAGCUUCUCUUCGGUGCACGUCACUCUCGACCGCAGCCAGUACGCCUUGGUCCACGGCAUCCUGAGUCGCAACCUCGGAGAGAAAGUGGAGCGUGCCUCCGCAUCCAACUUGACCCUCGUGGAACUGUUUCCAGAACAGGGAGGACAGAAUGGCAACAGCUGGACAUUUCUGGCCAUACGCAUGGCUCUGGUAAAUGUGACCUUGGAGCUGGUUCAUGCCCACGCCCGACCACAGUGUGCCAAUGCCGAGUCCACGCUGGCAAAGGUGGAGCUCAUUCGGUCGAAGCUCACACUGGAGCGGUUCUCCGACCAGUCGAACGACAUUGACCUGGUCUCUCACGAGAUACGCAUCCUGGACACACGCUUUAAAGAUGCACCGGUAAACAACCGACCCAAUGUUUUCACGAACAUCCUCUUUCCGACGAAGAAUGCCUCGAAGGAAAAAGUGUUGCAGGCUGAGAUCCACUACCGGGUCACACACAACACAGCACGCUUCACUGUCUUGCUGAACAACAUGCGCGUCAUGGCCAUCUUCAGCUGGAUCAGCGAACUUGCUGAGUUUCUUGCUCUGGGUGACGAGCACCAAGCCUUGCCCGGUGCUAAGCAACCCACGUCACUGGAUCAGCACAUCACACAGAACCUCUCGUCAGCACGACGCAUGACCAAGCAGUGGCAACAGCAGCAGCAGCAGCAGCCGCCCAUUCCAGAGGUUCCUCUGGAACUGAAAUUGAACAUGACCGACACCGAGAUUGUUGUCGUUGAAGAUUCUGCUGCGUGGGACACCAAUGCAGUUAUACUCAAGUCAACAGCGGUGCUGUCCUACCACAAGGCACUUCACGAGAGGCCCCUCUCCUGCAACCUUCAAAACUUGGAAGUGUUCUCAUGCAUUCUAGGCUUGGAGGAUGACACUGCGUUGUCUAUUAUUGACCCCAUCAGUGUUUACAUUGACCUCGUUGAGCGAGACUCCGCGGCACCCGGCGACAAGACUGGGCAUGUUUUGCAGGUGGGGACAAUGAACCUCAACCUGAGGCUUUCUUACAACGAUGUCAAGAUGUUCCUCAGGAUCCUGGAUUCAAUACCAAAGCAGUGGCUGCUUGGUGGCAGCAAAGCGGACUCUACAAACAUUGACAGUCUCCUGGAGAUGGGUUUCUCCAGGGAUGACUGCCUGCGCAGCCUGGAAGCCUGCAGGGGCAACAUCGACGAUGCCGCACUCUGGCUCACUCAGAAUGCCAUGGCUACAAGCUUUUGCUUGAACACUACGAUGAGCACGUCUCAGACGAGCGUUGCCAAGCAAGACAUAGUCGUGUCUGCCGUUGAACUCAAAGUCUCUUACUUCUGCCUCUGCAUCAUUGACGAUUGCAUGGACGCCGAUGUGCCACUGCUGGAAAUUGAUCUCAGGGAAACUUACAUCUCUCAGGAGCUCUCAAAAACGUUCAGUGGAGAGUCCAAGUUUUUCUUCAGCAUUGGCUACUACAACAGAGCACUCUCAGGAUGGGAGCCCAUCAUUGAACCAUGGAGGUGCAAUGGCCAAUGGGAAGCUGCUUUUGGAAAGACAGGCCUUGCAAAAUGUCACUUCAAGAUAAACGCUGAGGACGUCCUCAAAGUGAACAUCACCACUGCACUGCUGGACCUGUACCAGAAAGUGAAAGCAUCUUGGGCCACCGAUUUCUAUCAGCUUUUUUCAGCUGAAAAGAACUCUGAGAACAGUGAUGCUGUCGGCCAAGGGGAGACACCGGUCCGGCGCCGUUCUCCUUUCGUACCCUUUGCCAUCAAGAAUGACCUCGGCGUCGCCUUCCGCUUUACUGCUUUUGUCUCUGCUACAUUUAGUGGCAACAAGGACGAAGCCUCCACUUCCAGGUUUGACUGGAAGGACGUUGAACCUGGUCAGGUUGUGCCUUUCACAUUUGAAGGAAGAGGCAAGAUCAGACAUCAGGAUUCCCACGAGUUGAGGAUGCACCGGCUGGUUCUAAAGAUUCCAGGCUACACCCAACUUGAACCUGUGUCUGUAGAAAAAGUGGGGGUCUACUUCAAGUAUGCGAGGCCAGUUGAGCGUCAGCACCGUGCUUCCGGUACAACGCGCGUGCUGUUCAAUGUGAGCCUUGAUGGCAAUGCCCGGAAGCUGAUCACCGUGCAGUCGGCAUUGGUGAUCAAAAACAAGGUGGAGGUUGCAGUGGACCUGAAGCUAGAAACUGUUGGAGUGCGGCCAUACCAGAUCUGCCUGCAGCCCAAGUGCACCACUGCGGUGCCCCUGCCGUACGUGUUUGCCGACAUGUGGGUGCGGCCGACCAUCUCCCUGAUUGCCUACUCAGCCCUGGAGUGGCAACACGUCGCCACCAAGCAGCAGGGAGGCAGCUACUCCAUCACAUGCUGCCCGAUACGCAACGACGCUGCCGUCUUCAGGUUCUCAGUAGAUGUGAAGCGUGAAAAGUACCCCGACAGAGACACUGUGUCAAGCAGCGUGCCGGGGCACACUAUCAGCCUGCUUCCCCCCAUCAGAAUAUACAACCUGCUGCCCUGCGAGCUGGACUACGUGGUCAACGAGGGCCAGUGCAGGGGCAUCAUCUCUGCACAGAAAAACCGGGCUCUCCACGAGGUGAACACCGAGCAAUACGUGAUCGUUGGCUUCUCGCUGGAGAACUUCCGACAGUGCACCAGCCUGGUGAUUCCACCUGGCUCGAGCAGCUUCUCCACGAGGCUGGAGACUCACGACACCGAGGGACGGCUUCUCGUGCUGCAUGCCCGUGUCAGCGUCCUCCGUGCCAGGGCACUCAAGGUGUAUGUGUCAGUGCCUUACUGGAUCAUCAACCGCUCUGGCUUGCCGCUCAUCUUCAAGCAAGAAGGAACUAACUCGGAAUCUGCUGGCCAGUUUCCUGAGCACGAGCAGGCACGAAGCAUGGUUCCUCUGCUCUUUUCCUUCGCAGACACGGAGGCAUCCAUGAUGUGCAGCAUGAGGGUGGGAACAGAGCUUCACCCACGCAGCUUCCCCCAGUGGUGCACGUGUUUCUCCCUCGAAAAGGGCAUCAAGGUGCGACGUCUCAUGGUGUCUCCAAACGAUGCCCGGCCAGACUGGGUGUACACAAUAGGAGUGGAGAUUCGACAAGGGCGUGGCAACUACAUGUGCACCAACUACGUUGUGCUCUCGCCAAGAUUCCUGAUUGACAACCAGAGCAGCUCUGUCGUUCAGAUUGCCCAAAGGUUUGCCAUCAAGGAGCUGCAUCAGCACAGGCAUCACAUCUCUUUGGCAAAGCCAAAGUCCAGCCUUCCAUUCCACUGGCCUCGGGUGGACCUCGACAACCUACUGUGCGUGCGGCUUGUGGACAUGCCAGGCUGCCUCUGGUCUGGUGGCUUCAAGAUUGACGAGCUGAACUCCUUUCACAUUCACAUGAGGGAUGAUCUGGGCAGGUCCCACUUCCUUCGAGUGGAGGUGAUCCUGAAAGGUGCGACGUUCUUCAUCAUCUUCAUGGACUGUGCCAAGAUCCCACCACCACUGCGUGUUGACAAUCAGUCGGAAGUUCCUAUCACUUUCCAUCAGACGCACGUUGGCAACGAACUGCUCAGGGCCACUGUCAAGGCACACACCUCAGUUCCCUAUGCCUGGGACGAGCCCACACUGCCCCCGCACAUCACAGUCACAGCACCAGGAGGGAUGAGCGAGACGUACGACAUGACCAUUUUCAGAGCUGGCAAGAAGCUCUACUACGAGAACUUCUUCUACAUCGCUUUCUCGGGGACAUUCUUAGAACCGAGGGCCAUGGUGAAAGUUCAGCCGGGUUCAAAAGAUGUCAAGUGUCAGGAGCUGGUUCUUGACGUUCCUCAAGGGACCCGCGUUGUCAUUAACAAGAAGGAGCUAGGCAAGCGUUCACAGCUGUGGCGGAUGACCUCGACGGGGAUGCUGCAGCACGAGGGCUCGAGCACUCCGCGCGAACCGCGGCCCAGUGCCGAACCCGGCCGCAUGCUGGUCCUCGACAUUGCCGGCCUGGGUCCCGAACCCAAGAAGUACACCGAGCUGAUGCUGCGCAAGCCCGACGGCCGGCGCCGCCUGACCCAGACGUGGCAGUUCAGCAGCGACGGCCGCCUUUGCUGUCAGCUGCCUGGAAUGUUUGUGCAGCCACGUGACGGAUUUCAUGGCAUGAGAAGAGGAAACGAUGUGGUGCUGGGCCCUCCACAGCCAGUCAGCUUCGAAUGCAUGCCCAAUGGCGUGCCGUUGGAACAGGCUGUCACCAACCAGAAGAUGCGUGGUGGCUCCGGUGUCCUUCUGGUGCGAGUCAUUCCGAAGGGACCCACAAUUGUGCUGUGCAUCUCUGACUUCAUGCAGAAGCAAAAGGUUUCUGUAAGCACUUCGAGCCCGGACGUCAGCCUUCUUGCACAAAAAGCAACCGGUUCGGAGGAUCAGCAGGCGCCGCAACUGGACGGGAGGUUUGGCUUAGACCUUGAGCUCAACCUGCACCUGUCGGGAGGCCUUGGUGUCUCGGUCAUCAACCACCUGAGUGAGGAACUCGUCUAUGCGGUGCUUCAGAACAUACGCGUCAACUUUAUUCAGAGCCCAUCAUCGCAGCUCCUUGACGCCAGCGUUGAGAACGUUCAAGUUGACAAUCAGCUGCAUGGGGCCGAACGCCCUGUGGCGCUCUACGUGACACCCCUGCACGAGCGUGACAGGCAGCGCCAUCUGCCAGCUAUUGUCAUCACUGCUGAGCGCUUGCCCCAGAAGGACACGGAUGUAGUCAUUUUCCAGCAUUUCAUAAUGCACAUGAAGAACAUUACGUUGGCCCUGGAGGAAUUGCUGAUGCUGAAGGCUGUGCAGUUCUUGCACCACCUGGUGGACGAUUUCGGGGACGACAUUUUCACUGACAACCAACUGCAGAGAGCGCACGCAGCAGCGUCAGCCAAUGCUAGGCGCUUCUACUUCAACACCCUGAAACUGAGGCUGGACCAAGUCAAACUCAGCGUGCUCACCUUGAGCCACCGUCCACCUGAGCUCGACGCCAUCAAGAAGAAAGUCGGAUGGAGUCUCAUGCGUUUCGAGGACGUCGUCGUCGAACUGGAUUCCUUUGUGAAGUCACACCCAUUCGAAUCUCUCGAAUUUCUAGUCAACAACGUGGCUGAGCAUUACAAAGGGGAGUUCCAGGGCCACGCGGCAAAGAUUCUGGGCGCUGUGGACUUCCUGGGUGACCCUGUGGGACUCAUCAAUGAUGUCUGCACUGGUUGGUCCGAUUUCAUGAAGGACGGCAAUGCCGCUUGCCUUAUCAAGGGAGUCACCCACGGCCUGUCCAACUCCACUGCCAAGAUGGCCGGUUCGCUGUCUGAGAGUCUGACCACGGUCGCCAACCCUGGGCGACAGCUGGAGCAGCGUAGCCGUAGCACUGCAGCCCCCGAAAACUCCAGCGAAGGGCACCUGGUGACGGGGCUGCGUCGGCUGGGCAGCGGAGUGGUCGGGGGCUUCACCAGCAUCGCCAAGCAUUCGUACCAGGGAGCCGUCAACGAGGGUGUCCAGGGCCUGCUGACGGGCCUGGGCAAGGGCCUCAUCGGGACGGUGGCCAUGCCGGCCGCUGGUUUCCUAGACCUGGUGACCGAGGCCGCCAGCAUCGUGCGCGACACCAGCAAACCCCCAUCCCACGUGCACCCGCGGCGUUGCCGGGCACCCCGUCUCUGCUCGGGUCCGGGUGGCCUGCUUCCCUGCUACUCGACCACGCAGGCGCUCGGGCAGCAGUUUCUAUGCAACCUGACCGAUGCCAGUGGAGAUCUAUUUGUAGCCAUGGAGCAGCUGGAGAGCCGUCCGGACGGCCUGCGAGUGCUAAUAUCGACCGAGCGUGCCUUCAUCAUCAAGCGUGAGGGUGCUCAUGCCGAGAGCAUUGUGCACGUAGUGCUCUACAGCAGCCUCAGCUAUUGCCGCUGGUUCCCUUCCAACCUGGGGCCCCAGCCGCAGCCACCCUUCUACGUGGAGUUCCUGCUGAGGCCCGAGAACCAGCGGCUCUCGGCCAGCUUGGACCUGAACCAUAGAUCUCUUCGUGUCGGCUGUGAAAGUGAGACCACAGCACUAAAGGUUGUGCAGCUAAUAAAUUAUGCAAGAGACACCUAUGAGGAAAGGAAGUACACAGCUCACUUCAGUGAUGACGACGAAGACGACGACUGAAACACUUGGAAGAAAAGAGAGCGACGGGACAUCCUUUUCAACGAGAGCUGUUAGCUGUGAUCGUAGUGUAUUUAAAGACUAUUUUUGCGUGGGCACAACUAACUUACCUCCCUAAUUACGCGCACAUGUGUAAUAAAAAGCAUAGCAUCUUGUCUUGCCCAUACGGUGAAAACUUUGUCGACCACCAUCAUUCGUUGUAUCAUAGUAAUAAGAGUGUCAACAUUUAUGAUUGUUGCAUAGAAGGAAGAUGUUAAACGUGUUGAUAGUCCUUGAACAAAGGUAUUUUCCUUCUGCUGAGAUAAAGCUACAUAGGUUACAGCCAAAAUAAGUUAUUGUUGUAGAGAGCCAGAUGCACAAGAUUUAUUUUAAUAUAUUUUACGUGUGAAGGUGCUGCAGAAUAAAAUAAAGUUGCUGCGACAUUCGUCUUUUAGAGCUUCCUUGGUGCUGCCAUUGUUGUGACUCCCAAGCCCGACGAUUGUAAAUAAACGCUUUCUUUUUAUACA
This is a messenger RNA of Rhipicephalus sanguineus (brown dog tick), 13441 nucleotides long. It is a transcript of the gene Vps13D, whose product is annotated as intermembrane lipid transfer protein VPS13D. Gene Ontology annotation, cellular component: extrinsic component of membrane. Gene Ontology annotation, molecular function: protein binding. Gene Ontology annotation, biological process: protein targeting to vacuole; protein retention in Golgi apparatus; mitochondrion organization. NCBI's taxonomy places the organism in Eukaryota, Metazoa, Arthropoda, Arachnida, Ixodida, Ixodidae. The transcript has 78 exons. Bases 39 to 12938 code for a protein of 4299 amino acids. The record is from RefSeq and is a predicted model, not a curated record.